AUGGCACCUGCAAAAAGAAGGCCACUGCACUCAGCAUCGCCAAGUGGCUCCCCAGGGAGUAGCUUUCGCUCGUCUCGCCUGAACUUUCGUCCCAGCCCGGGAAUGCAAGAGGACCGGGGUGGGACAAAGCCCACUACCUCACCGAGUUCAAUAGGUCUCGUUCUCAUGACAAUGCUCCUCCACAUAUGCAAGAAGUCCUUGCUCUUCGACCCACGCCUCAAGGUCGCUGUCUACUGUGGCGCGAUAUUCGUGGUGUCGUUGGUAGCCGAUCUGGCCCCACCUCCAAAAACGUACUUCGCCAGAUCGGAUAACAUUUUCAACAGGUACUUCGUCAAGUGGGGUUGGGGAUGGUUGCUGACAGUGAUGAUACCCUGGGUGCUGUUGACAGGAUACACGACAGCCUGUGGAAAACGAUCGAUCGUUGUCAGGCACCUCAUGAGAAUUGUCCUGGCGACUUUCUUCUGGUUCUUCUGGACGAAGCUUUUCCUCCACGUAGAGACCACAUAUGGGAGAUGCCUGGGGACGAGGGAGAGCGAGCUCCAGAAGAAGACAAAUUGCCUGAGGGCUGGAAAAUUCUGGAGUGGCUUCGAUAUUUCUGGUCACACAUUCAUUCUAAUAUACUCGAGUCUUAUUCUCGCUGAGGAGGGGACAGCCCUCCUUGGCUGGGAGGGCAUCAACGACAUGGUUGUCAAGGAGGAGCACUCCAGGAGUGUACAGGAGAGGAGUGCUAGCCCCUUGAAGGAGCUGACAGAUUGUGAAUUGGAUUUCUUGAAAAUUACUCACAAGGGCUUGAGCCCUUACGUCAGGGGGCUGUUUGUGGGGAUGACCCUGCAGCAGGUGCUGUGGGAUGUCAUGGUGGUGUCAACUAUGCUCUAUUAUCACACCAUGAUUGAGAAAUUCGUUGGGGGGGUCAUCGCAGUGCUGACGUGGUUCGUCACUUACAGGUGGUGGUUCACCCUAAACGAGGGCGGACUGUUGUUACCUGGGGAUGGGAUCUUCAAAUAUAAUGAGACCAGGAAGCCUGUGGGGGCAACAAGGUCUAGGCGAAAUACACUGAAUGGGGUGGGCCCAAGCUUCAUGGGAAUGCCUCUGAGGACUGGGCAGAGAGAGGAGGGGAGGACUGGGAAUGGAGUUACUUCUCGGUGAAAAUUUGCUUCUUAGGGGGUGGGGUUAUUUUUGGAAUUGUGGCGGUUGGGAGAAUUUUUCAGAAAAAACUUGACUCCUACUCGAGGAGUUCUAUUAAUUUUCUACUGAUAUUCUAUAAGAAUUUUAUGAGAAGAGGUAAAAAAAAUCUAGCGAAUGCGUUACGAAAAUCUAUUGGAUUGUUUACCGGUUUUUUGAUAAUGUCAAUAUAUUUUUUUCGCUACUUUCUAUUCAACUUAUGUUCUUUAGAUGUUUUCUAUAGAAUAUCUUUGGCUCAAAUUUUACAACUUUUCUUUCGGGUUUUCUUUUCCUCACAAAACGAAAAAUUUAAUUCUUCUGCAUUUUUUUAAUAGAAUAUCUGCUAUUGAACUUUGCAAGACAAGACUUUGAAAAUUAAUAAUAAAUUCACUAGAAACCCAAAUGAAUUGAAUUGAGUAUCUUAACAAAACUUUCGCUAACCCUCGGCUGACCUGGAGGCGAAGUCAGGUCGACCCAUUUUAUUUACGAGAUUCUCGUGAUUUUUCAUUUUACUAUUGACAAAAAAUCUGAUAAAAAUAAUUCUCAACAAAAAAAAAGAAAUGAAUUAUCUGAUUUCUUUCAUAAACCUGUUAUUGCUGAGGUAUUCAUUCACUUAGAAUAAUGACAAAAAUUGAAACUGGGGAAAAAAUUUUUUUGAUUAAAGAGAUCUCUUGGAAUUUGCUUCCUUAAAAAAAUCUCCCCCUCACAAUCAAAACAAAUGUACUACCACUCAAAAUGUAAAGUUCAAGUUAUUAUUUUUUCUGAAUUGUGUGAAUGCAUAAUUGUCGUUACCAGUAAAAACUCGUAUUUUUCAUAAAAAAAUUCAUGUAAAUUCAUUGGAAUGUUAAUUAAUCUACAUAUUUAUACGAUAAUGGUGGUCAACUAUAGUUAUUUAACUAGUAUUUACGAAUUUUGGUACCGGAGUUGUAUUUAUUGAUAAAUUAAUAUAAAACUAAUAUAAUAAAAAUGUGACAGAAUGUUGACGCUCUCUCCUGUGGCAACACUUGUCAUUAUUCAUUACAAAGAAGUACAAAAACCUAUGAAUAUCGGUAUGGAGAUAGUUCAUUAUUGACUCGAUGUAAUUAAUCUGAGACAAGUGAAUCUAGAAGGAAAACUCCAAACUAGUUCAUAUGAUGAAAAAUCGAGUGAGUUGUGAAUAAAAAUUUAACAGUUGAAUGGA
This is a messenger RNA of Diachasmimorpha longicaudata, 2341 nucleotides long. RefSeq names its product acyl-coenzyme A diphosphatase FITM2 (gene Fitm). Gene Ontology annotation, molecular function: coenzyme A diphosphatase activity. Gene Ontology annotation, biological process: lipid storage; phospholipid biosynthetic process; lipid droplet organization. The record is from RefSeq and is a predicted model, not a curated record. The transcript has a single exon. The coding region runs from base 1 to 1146 and encodes 381 amino acids. Lineage: Eukaryota; Metazoa; Arthropoda; Insecta; Hymenoptera; Braconidae. Gene Ontology annotation, cellular component: endoplasmic reticulum membrane.